CACUUGCUAGGAGCUAUAAAACCUAAGACUGGAAAACAACACCAGCACUUGCCAUGGAUGGCUGCUCUGAGAAGAUGCGUUUUCUUUCUCUUCUCCUGCUCGUCUUUCUCCUAUCACCUAGAGCUGAAGCUGGGAAGAUCAUCGGAGGCAAAGAGUGCAAGCCACACUCCCACCCUCACAUGGCCUACCUGGAAAUUGUCACUUCUGGGGGUCAGCUGGGUAGUUGUGGUGGUUUCCUAAUAAGACGGGACUUUGUACUGACGGCUGCUCACUGUGCAGGAAGCUCUAUAACAGUCGUGCUUGGAGCCCAUAACAUAAAAGAGAAACAAGACACGUGGCAGAAGCGCAAGGUCAUAAAACAAUUUCCUCAUCCAAGAUACAACAAAUCUACUUUUCACAAUGACGUCAUGUUACUAAAGUUAAAGGAGAAAGCCAAACUGACCCUGGCCGUGGGAACACUCCCUCUCCCAUCCCAAUCCGAUUUUGUCCCACCUGGGAGAAUGUGCCGGGUGGCCGGCUGGGGAAGAACAGGAGUGGACAAACCUGCGUCCAACACUCUACAAGAGGUGAAGCUAAGACUCAUGGAUCCCCAAGCCUGCAAACGCUAUGCAAAUUUUGACCACAAUUUCCAGCUGUGCGUGGGCAAUCCCAGGAAGAUAAAAUCUAUAUUUAAGGGAGACUCUGGGAGCCCUCUUCUGUGUGCUGGGUUAGCCCAGGGCAUUGUCUCCUACGGACAGCAGAAUGCAAAGCCCCCAGCUAUCUUCACUCGAAUCUCCCAUUACCGGCCUUGGAUCAAUGAGAUCCUGAAGAAGAAUUAACCCCAGAAGCCUGGGUCAGCCUGAGAAAAAAUCCAGACCUGGAUCCAAGCCAAGUUCUCUGUGCCACUCACUCUGGACCUGCCUCUGGUUCCUACUGAAGCCUUGCCACAUCCCUGAGCCUCAAGAAAUUUCCUGAGGAUUACAGAACUCUCAAAAAACUUCAAUAAAGACCUGCUUCCAGACUUGA
Molecule: messenger RNA, 1005 nt
Organism: Loxodonta africana (African savanna elephant)
Lineage: Eukaryota; Metazoa; Chordata; Mammalia; Proboscidea; Elephantidae
Product: chymase-like
Exons: 5
Coding region: 54-818 (254 amino acids)
Biological process (GO): proteolysis
Cellular component (GO): intracellular membrane-bounded organelle; cytoplasm
Molecular function (GO): serine-type endopeptidase activity
Source: RefSeq, a predicted model, not a curated record